Saccharomyces cerevisiae S288C is the source of this 1197-nucleotide messenger RNA. RefSeq names its product DNA topoisomerase (ATP-hydrolyzing) (gene SPO11). The record is from RefSeq and is marked reviewed. Gene Ontology annotation, biological process: DNA metabolic process. The coding region runs from base 1 to 1197 and encodes 398 amino acids. Lineage: Eukaryota; Fungi; Ascomycota; Saccharomycetes; Saccharomycetales; Saccharomycetaceae. The transcript has a single exon. Gene Ontology annotation, cellular component: chromosome; nucleus. Gene Ontology annotation, molecular function: DNA topoisomerase type II (double strand cut, ATP-hydrolyzing) activity; DNA binding; ATP binding.
AUGGCUUUGGAGGGAUUGCGGAAAAAAUAUAAAACAAGGCAGGAAUUGGUCAAAGCACUCACUCCUAAAAGACGGUCCAUUCACUUGAACUCCAAUGGUCACUCCAACGGAACUCCCUGUUCAAACGCAGAUGUUUUGGCUCAUAUUAAGCAUUUCCUGUCAUUGGCGGCUAAUUCAUUAGAGCAACAUCAACAGCCUAUUUCAAUCGUCUUUCAAAACAAAAAAAAAAAAGGCGAUACAAGCAGUCCUGACAUUCACACAACAUUGGACUUCCCUUUGAAUGGCCCGCAUCUAUGCACUCAUCAGUUCAAGUUGAAAAGAUGCGCAAUCCUUUUAAACUUAUUGAAAGUCGUUAUGGAAAAAUUACCGCUAGGUAAAAACACUACAGUGAGAGAUAUCUUCUACUCCAACGUGGAAUUGUUUCAAAGACAAGCAAACGUAGUCCAGUGGCUGGACGUUAUACGCUUUAAUUUCAAGCUCUCUCCAAGAAAAUCCUUAAACAUUAUACCAGCUCAAAAGGGUUUAGUUUAUUCGCCUUUCCCCAUUGAUAUUUAUGACAAUAUUCUGACAUGUGAAAAUGAACCAAAGAUGCAAAAGCAAACAAUUUUCCCUGGUAAGCCCUGUCUAAUUCCAUUUUUCCAAGAUGAUGCGGUCAUCAAGUUAGGGACAACAAGUAUGUGUAAUAUUGUAAUAGUGGAAAAAGAAGCUGUCUUCACCAAAUUAGUAAAUAAUUAUCACAAGUUGAGUACAAAUACCAUGCUCAUUACAGGUAAGGGAUUUCCAGAUUUCUUGACAAGGUUAUUCCUAAAAAAACUAGAACAAUAUUGCUCCAAAUUGAUAUCGGACUGUUCUAUAUUUACCGAUGCGGACCCCUAUGGGAUUAGCAUAGCCCUAAAUUAUACUCACUCGAAUGAACGCAACGCUUAUAUUUGCACGAUGGCAAACUAUAAAGGAAUUCGUAUUACGCAAGUUUUGGCACAAAAUAAUGAAGUGCAUAACAAAUCCAUUCAAUUAUUGAGUUUGAAUCAGCGCGACUACUCCUUAGCCAAGAAUUUGAUAGCAUCUCUGACUGCCAACAGCUGGGAUAUUGCAACUUCACCAUUAAAGAACGUCAUCAUAGAAUGUCAGCGGGAAAUUUUUUUCCAAAAGAAAGCUGAAAUGAACGAGAUUGAUGCCAGAAUUUUUGAAUACAAAUGA